This is a messenger RNA of Saccharomyces mikatae IFO 1815, 1176 nucleotides long. RefSeq names its product Smc5-Smc6 complex subunit NSE4 (gene NSE4). Gene Ontology annotation, biological process: DNA repair. Lineage: Eukaryota; Fungi; Ascomycota; Saccharomycetes; Saccharomycetales; Saccharomycetaceae. The coding region runs from base 1 to 1176 and encodes 391 amino acids. The transcript has a single exon. The record is from RefSeq and is a predicted model, not a curated record. Gene Ontology annotation, cellular component: Smc5-Smc6 complex; nucleus.
AUGUCUGGUAAGUUGGUAUCUAAAAAGAGAAGAAAUAGCACUGUUGCUGAGCCAGAUAGUAACGGAGAAGCAAGGAAACAGAGAAAGAAGACGAAAAGUGAUGACAAGAGUGAUCCACAGCUAGAAUUCAAAGUUUUGCAGGGAUACAGGGACCUUGAAAGUGAUAUGCAUAAAGGCAGGGCUCACGUGGCGAGGACAGGAGAUAUAGGAGUUGCCAUGGACAAUCUGGAUGCUGUUGAUUCCUUAUUCAAUAAGGUUAUUGGUAUAAAGAACAAUGGAUUAUUUGCUCAUGAUGCUAGAGCAAUGGUUAGUAUAAGUGAACUGGCUCAUAUAUCAGUGAGGAACUUGAAGUUUGAUGAUUCGAGGAGUAUCGUCAAUUUAGAAGACAUAGUAAACUCUUUGAAAAGAUACAUGCUAAAAGAGCAUUUUAAAGUCAAUUAUAUCAUCGAGAAUAGGAAUGAUUUGGCAUUAGGCACGGAUAACCAACCUCUGAUAAACCAGAGAGAGGAGAAUGAUGGGGACGAUGACCAUACAGAUAAUGCGACUUCUUCUUUCAAGGCGACCUCCAUAAGACAUAGUUAUUUACAACAAUUUUCGCACUAUAAUGAAUUUUCCCAGUUUAAUUGGUUUAGAAUGGGUGCUCUUUAUAAUGCUGUAAGUAAAGAUGCUCCCAUUGCUGAUCAUUUAUUGGGGCCUUUUUCCGUUGAAAAGAAGCCCAAAGUAUUGACUCAACGAAGAAGAAAUAACGACCAAAUUGGUGAAAAGAUUACUGCAGAGAAGAUUACUCAGAAUUCUUUGAACUCAACUCAACAAGAGACUACGCCUGAACAGGUAAAAAAAUGUUUUAAAAAACUGUCUAAGAAAAUAGGUCCUGAGGGCUCCAUUAAUCUUUUCAAGUUUAUUAUUGACCCAAAUUCAUUCUCCAGAUCCAUUGAAAACCUCUUUUAUACCAGUUUUUUGAUAAAAGAGGGAAAAUUAUUGAUGGAGGAUGAUGAGGAAGGUUUACCCACAAUCAAGAUAAAACAAAGCAUAAGUCAUACAGAUGUAAGAAGUAGGGAAAUUGAGAAGCAAAGACGACGUGGCGCUCAUCAGAAUCAUAUUAUUUUUCAAAUGGAUAUGUCUACCUGGCGAAAACUAAUUGAAAAAUAUAACAUUACUUCAUCAUUCUUAGACUAA